This is a messenger RNA of Pseudomassariella vexata, 630 nucleotides long. RefSeq lists its product as uncharacterized. The record is from RefSeq and is a predicted model, not a curated record. The coding region runs from base 40 to 630 and encodes 196 amino acids. The transcript is spliced from 2 exons. NCBI's taxonomy places the organism in Eukaryota, Fungi, Ascomycota, Sordariomycetes, Amphisphaeriales, Pseudomassariaceae.
AGGCACAAAAACAAUGAGCACGUAACUCACCAGUCCGCCAUGCACCACAAACCGUCACUCCACCAACGCAUCCGCCAGAACCACACUCUCCAAAAGGCCCUGCGAGCGUUGCAAUUCCUCUCGUCCAUCAUUUCCCUUGGACUCUUCUCCGCGCGCCUCUACCGGAUUCUCAAAACGGCCCAACGCGCUUCCCAUGCCAGCGGCGCCGUCGAGGGUAUCCUGGUCGCCGCCGUGGCCUACAGUUUGAUCUCCAUGAUCAUGAAAUUUUGCCUCAAGUCCGGUGGCCCCAAAAUCUUGCGCUGGGUGUGGAUCGUUUUUGAUUUUCUCUUCGUGGGUGCCUUCAUCGCCGUUGCAGUCUUGACUAGCCCCGGGAAGAACACCAGCGGAACGUGCCACGCGGUCAACGGUCACAGGAUUGAACCUAAUGGGUCUAAUUGCAAUCUGCCGUGGGGAACUUUCGGUCUGGCUAUUUUCAGCACAUUACUCCAUGCCUUCACUGCCGCUUUCAACGAAGUAAGGGACACGUACAAGACACACAAGGUUGUUGACGAUCCCGAGGCGUCUAAGACACAUAACGGUAUACACCAUGGUGCUAGUGGCCACGGCGGAACUGCUGAUUCCCUUAACUGA